Molecule: messenger RNA, 1272 nt
Organism: Nakaseomyces glabratus
Lineage: Eukaryota; Fungi; Ascomycota; Saccharomycetes; Saccharomycetales; Saccharomycetaceae
Gene: SPR1
Product: glucan 1,3-beta-glucosidase
Biological process (GO): glucan catabolic process
Cellular component (GO): extracellular region; cell surface
Molecular function (GO): glucan exo-1,3-beta-glucosidase activity
Source: RefSeq, a predicted model, not a curated record
AUGCUCAGCAUAAUCUGUUUCUUUAUUACGCUCGCUUUCGCCGCUCCUUUACAGAAAAGGUUGUUCAAUUACGAUGAAAAUAUCAUUCGUGGUGUCAACAUCGGUGGUUGGUUAGUGUUGGAGCCAUACAUCACACCUUCCCUGUUUGAACAGUUCAGAACCAACCCUUACAACGACGACGGUAUACCGGUCGAUGAGUACCACUUCUGUCAGCAAUUGGGCUACGACGCCGCCCAACAACAGCUGAUCAACCACUGGUCUAACUUCUACCAGGAGUCUGACUUCCAGGACAUCGCCAACAAAGGUUUUAACUUGGUCAGAAUCCCCGUGGGCUACUGGGCUUUCAAGACUAUGCAAGGUGACCCAUACGUCACUGGCGUACAGGAACAAUACUUGGAUAACGCUAUUGAAUGGGCUUCCAAAUACGGAUUGAAAGUCUGGGUUGAUCUACACGGUGCCGCUGGUUCUCAAAAUGGGUUUGACAACUCUGGGCAAAGAGAUGCUUUGAACUUCCCAAACGAUGACUACAACGUCCAAGUCACCACAGAUGUGAUCAAUUACUUAUUGAACAAGUACUCCCAGGAUGAAUACUUGGAGACCGUGAUCGGUGUUGAAUUGAUCAACGAACCAUUGGGUCCAGCCAUUGACAUGAACAAAUUGAAGUUCAACUACUACAAACCAGCUUAUGACUACUUGAGAGAUACUGUGCAGAAGCCACAAAAUAUUAUCAUGCACGAUGCAUUCCAACCAUACAACUACUGGGAUGACUUCUUGACCUUGGACCAAGGCGCUUGGGGUGUCACCGUUGACCACCACCAUUACCAAGUUUUCUCCGGCGGUGAGUUGCAACGUGACAUUAAUGCCCAUGUCAGUGUCGCAUGUGGAUGGGGUUCUGGUGUUCUGAACGAAGCCCACUGGACCGUUGCUGGUGAAUGGAGUGCCGCUUUAACCGAUUGUACCAAAUGGCUAAACGGUGUCGGUAUCGGCGCUAGAUACGACGGAUCCUUCUGGAAAAAUGGCGUGGGCUCUUCUUACAUAGGUUCAUGUGCAAAUAACGAAGAUAUCAACAGCUGGACUGAGGAUAGAAAACAAAACACAAGAAGAUACAUCGAAGCUCAAUUGGAUGCUUUUGAAUUAAGAGGUGGCUGGAUCUUCUGGUGUUACAAGACUGAAACUAGUAUUGAAUGGGAUGCUUCAAGACUUAUUGAGUACGGUUUGUUCCCUCAACCAAUGGAAAGCAGAUGGUACCCAAACCAAUGUGGCUUCAGUUAA